AUGUGCCUAAUCGGCCUCUUGCUUCCUCUAAAGCCCAAGAAGCAGACCCGCACGCACAGGUCCAAGGGCUCAAGCCAUAGACACUCUAGCCAUGGACACUCUGGCCACAGACGCUCCGAGCGCCCACAUCGGGAAAGAUCUCAUCGGCGAGAGAAAGAGGAACCGAGAAACUCGGCCGCGGUAGCCGAAGACGCCCUGGCACGGCUAUGUCUAUCGCUCGAGCAAAGCCUCCUUGAUGAACAGCAAAGAUGGCGAGAGCAAGACCGACUAGACACGUCGGAGAGGCGGCGCCUAGGGCUCGAACGAGACCGGACACCGUUCGAAGAAGCACCGCCAUAUAGCGUCAGGGACACCAUGCGCCAGCCGACGCCAGAACCCCAGUCCCAGAACGGGAUAGCCGACAGGCCCCGAAGCCGGGAGAGGGAGAGCGACUCGACUGGCUCGGCCCACUGCUGCCGCAACUGCGUCUGCGCCCGCUGUGGCCAUGGCAGCGUCAAAUGCCCGACGACGCCCGAACUCGAUGACACCGCCCGGGUCAGAGCCUUCACGAACGACGGCGCGGAUUCGCGGAGGCGGGGGGAUUGA
Chaetomium globosum CBS 148.51 is the source of this 585-nucleotide messenger RNA. RefSeq lists its product as uncharacterized. Bases 1 to 585 code for a protein of 194 amino acids. The transcript has a single exon. The record is from RefSeq and is a predicted model, not a curated record. Lineage: Eukaryota; Fungi; Ascomycota; Sordariomycetes; Sordariales; Chaetomiaceae.